UGGGCCAGUUUCCCAGACACAGAUAAAGCCUAGUGCUAAACUAAGAAUCACUUUCAAUGGAGAUUAGGUUGAGCAUGUUUUUUAGUCCAAGACUAGGCCUAAUAUUUGUUCCAAAAAAUAGCGCUAUGUGUUAUUAGUUAAAGUUAUAGACCUAAUUGGUAAGGGGUCUCUGUUAGAUCUGUCCCCUGUGACUCAUUUGCCAAGGGAUGGAUAGUGGGCCUAAUACUUUACAAUUCAAGCACAUUUCAAAGUGGAUAAAAAGCUACAUUAAUUAAUGUUUAUGGGUCUGGUUCUUAUCAUUUAUUGCUCUCAUCCACCAAGGAUAUGUGCGUGUCUGUUAUUCAAAUUAGGCUUCAUGACUAAUUUAAAAACGUGCUCUGCAAUUUCAAGGCGCCUGUCUCCAGUAUAUGGACAGCUAGACCACGCAAGCGCUGCGCGGGCAGGCCGCCUGCUCUCAAAUUACAGCGCAUUCCUAGAGUCUACCAAAUACCCAUCUAGUCCCAGAAAGAGGACUUUUACUGUGAAAUAACCUUCUCCGAAACGCACGGGUCCCUCGGGAGUGAGGGCUGCUUGUGAUAUAUGCCUAUGCUCCACUAAAGCAAAACUGUGGGUUGGGAUUUCUUCUGGAGAAGUAGGCUACCACGGAAGUUUGAAGCCACUGAAACGUACUUAAGUAUUGUAAUUUGCGAGAUUUAUUGUUACCUUUAUUAAUGCCAAAGUACCCUACAAUGAUGACAACUGCAAUGUAGCCUAUAGAAGGAGAUUAAACAUAGCUGAAUUCAAAUGAUCAAGUGAUAGUCUAUUGAAAAAGCACUGUGGAGAAACCGGAGAUUUUACGCACGCUGCUUCUUCAGAACCAAUGCUGUCUAGUCUUCAAUAAAGUUUGUGUAACCAUAUCUACAUGGUGUCGCCGGACGUGUUUGCACUAUAAUAAACGCUGUAAACUUUCCUUGUGGAAUGCACCCGAGUGGGGAAAACGAUGGCCUUGAGAGUGUGGUCCAAGAUCUGCUGCAAGAGGUGGGCAGUGUGGGCCUUCCUCCUCCUCUUUACCCUGUCUGUGGUGAUGAUCAACACCCUCCCCUUCCCCCCCUCUGAGACAKGCAGGCUGCCCUCACGAGGCCUGAGCUCUGCUGGAGCCGYAGGGUAUAGAGCGAGYGCUAGACCCAGGGAAAGGGCCWCAUUGGCCCCUCACRACCAKCACCAUCUUCCUCUACCCCUCAACGGUCARAGUGGAGGUUGGAAYCAGAGUGACAAAGUCAAAGAGUCCUCKAAGCAUCACCUGGUSAWGGKCCAGCCCAAACUGGAUAGGYGAGCAGCUAGCAUGACAGAUGAGAGAACUCACAACAACUACAAGAAGAAUCGUAAAACUAAGGGCAUCGCCUCCAAAAGGAAAAAGAAGAAAGAGAUGAUGCCAAGUUCUAGUAGAGAGAAACAACAUGAUAUCCAGCCAUUGACAGUCAAUGCUGUGCUAAUAAGGCAUGAUGGAAGCCAUCUAACCAACUACAGUGGUUCAGAGCUCUCCACCCAGCCACCACCUCUUCCCAGACAAGGGAACCUCCACCCAGCCGUGACCCAGACUGUAGCGCACAGCCAGAGCCGCCCUUCUACUGCCGCCCUUCUACUACUCGGCCUGUCUGACUCUGAGCACAAAUGUACUCCAGAUGAACAGAGGCAGGACCAGGGGCACACCAGGCAGACAGGGCAGGCAGGGAAAGCAGGGAGGAAGAACCUAACCAAGCAGCAGGCUGUGAAAAAGGUCCCCAGAGAACUCAGGAAACGUGACAGACAGCCUUCGUCUGGGCGUAAAAUGACCCGGCCCACAGCGGAAACAGCAGCAGAGGCAGAGAAAGGGAGUGAGGGGGAGGCCCACUGGUGUAAGAUGUCAGCUGGAGAGAGGGAGUUCCCAGACACUGACACACGGAGAAUAAGGACUGAGGACAUUGCCUCUGUGCCAUGGCUCAGCAAGGACGAUAUUCACAAGAUGGAGUUCCUCUCGGGCAGCGAGGUUAUCAAUAAGGCCAGGGUCCCAGCCCACGGACAGGUCCUCCAUGUAGGGCUGGGUGCCCCUCAUCAUCCCCCUUCUCCUGGGGCUCCAUUGGCUGACCACAGUGGGCACUGCCAACAGGGUCUGUGUGCCCUGAUCAAACGUCCAGACGACUGGUUCGAAGUCUUCGCUUUCCAUUUAGACCGUGUUCUCGGCUUGAACAGGAGUCUUCCCACAGUGUUCAGGGCCUUCCACAGUGACAUCUUGCCUUAUAAAUACACCAGAGGGGCAGCCAGACCCGUGGUGUGGUGGGACCCAGGCAUCCAGCACCUGGCUGAUGAUGACAAUGACCAGAACUCGUUCCCUCUCACCUGGCCCCAGUACCAGAGCCUGCUGAGGGCCAGGUGUGGCAGUGGCAGCGGCAUGGCCCUCAACGAGACCCCCUGUGUGGGGGUUCACCAUGCGGAGUGGGGGCGCCUGGCACUCUUUGACUUCCUCCUACAGGUGAAUGAUCGUCUGGACCGGUACUGCUGCGGUUUCCAGCCUGACCCAGCAGAACCAUGUGUGGAGAACCUGCUACAUACCAAGUGCAGGAACUCAAAGGAUCUAAUGCUGGUGCACAUCCUGGUGAGGAGGGUAGAGCCUACCAGACUGGUGUUUAUAGACAAUGCAGGCAGGCCAAAUCAUCCCCAUGACAACCUCAACUUCCGCUUAGUAGAGGGCAUCGAUGAGUUUCCAGAGAGAGCCGUAUCAGUUCUCCAGUCUGGCUGCUUGGAGAGCAUGCUCCUGAGCUCCCUGUAUAUGGACAAGGAAUUCUGGGAGAGCCGAGGGGGGGCACGUGGCCUGAAACCUCUCAUCCACACUGUUGAGCAGAGAGGGAGAAUUCUGCUGCAGCACAUCCACGACAAGAGACUGAGACUGAACAGGGAUUUAUGAAUCCAAUGGCCCAGAAGGCACCUAGCAGCACAUUCAUUUCAUCCAGGCAGACGUGGAAGCCUCCUCAAGGUCCCAGCCAGCCUAAAGACACAGGGUGUGUCUUAAAUGGCACCCUAUUCCCUAUAUAGUGCACUACAUAUGACCACAGCCCUUCAUUGUCUAUAACACCCUACGGGCCCUGGUCAAAGGUAGUGCACUAUAUAGGGAAGAGGGUGCUCUUUGGGCCACAGAUACAGUAUCCCGUUCCAUGCUGGUUGUGGUUCCCAUCCAUGUUGUAUCCAUACAUCUUGCCAACAUCCCUCAAGCCAAGCAAAUUAUGUUAUUGAAAUUGCACCGUCUUCUUCCCUGCCUGUUCAUGAGGUGAGUUUUGUAUUUUCUAAUAAAAAAUUGCAGAUUGAAAGAUGUAUUUAAUGUCUGUUAUAUGAGAUAAGCGUUUGGCUGUAAUCUUAAAAUGAAAGAUUUUAGAUCAAUGAAUAGCUUCUGAACUGGAUCCAGGCUUCUUGUCGAUAAGAAAAUACCAAACCUUUUAUAAGAUUGUGCUCCUAAGACAAUGAUGAGGAAACCCUCUCAAUUGGGUUAAAGGAACACAAUUAUUAUUAUUAUUAUUGCUGAACAUUGGACUUAUUGCCUAUGUUCCAGGACAUUUAGACAAUGUUGACUCCACGCCAAUUAAUGAACAAUGGACAAUAUAUUGAAGUGACCUACAGACUGGGGUUGCUUCCUUGUGGGGAUACAGCACAUUGCAUUCCUAUGGGCUAAACUGUUUAGGAUAGAUGGCCAGUCCUAUAGGCUUUGACACAAUUCAUUUAUUUAACAUGUUUUUCUAUGUUUAAGGUAAUUUAAACCAUAUUGAUAAUACCAAUUAGGAUAUUUUACUGUUUAGGCUUGCAUGUAUGUUGUUAUAUUUAGCCUACUUACUGACUCAAGACAUUUCAGCUUUUCAUUUUUAAUUCAUUUGUAAAAAAUUCUAAAAACAUUA
This is a messenger RNA of Salvelinus sp. IW2-2015, 3899 nucleotides long. RefSeq names its product Golgi-associated kinase 1A-like. The record is from RefSeq and is a predicted model, not a curated record. NCBI's taxonomy places the organism in Eukaryota, Metazoa, Chordata, Actinopteri, Salmoniformes, Salmonidae. Gene Ontology annotation, cellular component: Golgi apparatus.